AAAGCAUCGUUGUAAACGGUCCUAGUGGCGGCGCGCCGCUGGAUGAUACGCGGUUGUGAUUCAUUUUGUGAUGCGGAAAUGUAAAAGUUUCGCAUUGAGAAGGAAAAAAUCAACAUUGACUAGCGUACAUCGUUAGUCAAAGAAAAGGAAACAAAACGGAUCGUGCGAUUUCGUCGAGAGUUUCUGUCAAGAUAAAUGUGAAACACGAUGACACUCGUGGUUUGAGCAAAGAUCUCGAUCUCGUGUGUGCAGCCUGCCAGUCGCGACAUGGCGGGUUUUCGAGACGAGGAUAAGGCUCUAUUUCCUAUUCAGAGCAUCUCCUCGAUUGUACGAAUCUUCCAAAAUCAAUUACAAAAUAGCUCAGAACCGGACUUGGCUUUACUCUCAAUUCUCGUCGGCGCAGUUGAAAAUUCCCUAACCUGUAAUCGAACAUUUGCGUCGCAGGAGACCACUGUUUAUGACGAACCGAAAUUACCGGCCGUUGAGUUUCACAUUGCUGAAGCUCUUUACACCAAGUUUCAUGCAGUGAUUAAGGGUGCAGUUGAUCUUACAGUUUAUGAUACGAAAUAUGCAACUCGAGAGCUCGUUAAAAAAGUGUCAGACGUUAUUUGGAACUCUCUUACCAGAAGCUACUACAAAGAUCGCGCACAUUUACAAAGUCUCUACAGCUACCUCACGUCAAAUAAAUUAGAUUGCUUCGGAGUAGCCUUUGCAGUGGUUGCUGGUUGUCAAGUGUUGGGAUUUAAAGAUGUACAUUUGGCUAUGUCUGAAGAUCAUGCUUGGGUAGUUUAUGGUGAAAAUGGAACUGAAACUGCUGAAGUUACCUGGCAUGGAAAAGGAAAUGAGGAUAAACGUGGUCAACCAGUUGAACCUGGUGUAGCCUCUCGAUCAUGGUUAUAUGUGAAUGGACAAGCUGUUGUAUGUUCUAGAGCUAUGGAAGUUGCUACUAUAGUAUCUGCUAUAAAUCCUAGUUUAAGUGCAACUUCAGAUGCAGCUGAAGUAGCAUUACUUCAACAGGAAUUAUUAUGGUUGUUAUACGAUUUGGGUCAUCUUGCUAAAUAUCCUAUGGCUCUUGGUAAUCUUGGAGAUCUUGAAGAAGCAGCACCAACUCCAGGCAGGCCUCCUGCUAUAGAUCUCUUUCAGGAAGCAAUUCGUUCGGCAAGGAAAUAUUAUGGAAAUGCUCAUGUCUAUCCAUACACUUAUCAAGGUGGUUAUUUAUAUAGGCAUGGAUUACAUGCCAACGCGUUGUCAUCAUGGGCAGAUGCAGCAGAUGUUUUAAGAAAGUAUGACUAUUCAAGAGAUGAUGGAGAAAUAUACAAAGAAUUAUUAGAAAUAGCAAACGAACUUAUACCGCAUACGGUACGAGCUGACGAACGUUUGUUACGACAACCACGUUGUUUUGCUUAUUUGUUGAGGUUUUACGAUGGUAUUUGUCAAUGGGAGGAAGGAGCGAACACACCCGUUUUACACAUAGGAUGGGCACGGCCGUUGGUAAACACUAUUUCAAAAUUCGAUGCCAGUAUUCGCGCUCAGGUAAUUAUCGAGUGUUACGAUGUAGAGGCGAAACAGGAAGAGGAGAAGUCACAAAAGAGAGAGACCAGUCCAGAAGAAACAUUGAACAAUAAUAACAACAAUUAUUGUAAGACAAAGGAAAGAGGCAACGCAGCCCGCGAUUUGAUCAAAAGUUUAGAAUCAAAAGUGCCGUCUAAUCCAGCACCGAUGCAUCCCAGUAUUCAAGCGUUGACUGCAGCAUGUAGCGAAAAGAUACUUAACAGAGAUUAUCUAUUACAAGGUGGCGGGGAGCCUUUCGUUGCUCCGUCGGAUGGUACUUUGCCUCCCGCACCCUCCACUUCUCAGGAAAAUCUUGAUCCUGAGGAUGAAACUGAUUCUGAACACGAAAGACCGAGGAUAACAUUAUACAGUCAGAAGAUGAAAGGUUUAAAGGACUUGUUGCUGGCUGAGAAAUUGAACACGCACGCGAUUUCAUUGCAAUUAACCGCACAGAGCCAGGUACAAAUUGGGAAAAAAUCUCGCGGUACCGAUGAGGUUGGAGUUAGUCAGCGUCCAAAGAGGACACGUCGCGAAUAGUAUAAGAUUUUCGACCGACGUUUCGGUAUCGUAAAAUAUUGAACAGCAGUAGUGCCACUGGAUUCGUUUAGGUCGGAAAAGUAUCCGUAACGUGCGAAUGCAUAUACUACAAAUGUAUUCCAUGCAUCGUUGAAAUCUCAAUCUAUUCUCACGGUUUCUUUCUGUUUCGAGUGAAUUUCUGAUUCUUCAAGAUUCUCGCAUAUUCAUGGAGAUUUGUUGGGAUAUGCGGAUGAUGAUGAAUUUGUUUCCGUUCAAACUGUCUCUCGUGCGUUUUUUUUUUGUUUCGCGGAACGAUUCCGACGCUCGAUCAUCGCGCGAAUCCUUGCGAAAUACGUUCGCGUUAUCCUCGGAACGUAUUAUCGUCAUUAGAUAUAAGUGAAAAGUAGAUUGCGAAAAAAUUUAUAGAAGAGUACAAAAAGAUUUUCUCGAUUUUAAGUUAAAUAUCGAAAUCGUGAGUGCUUGCGUUUUGUAUUUUCGCGAUGAAGAUAUAUUUACGUGUAAAAAAAAAAGAAAAAAAAAAAUGUCUUUUCUCUUCCACGGUACGUAGAGCUGUGAGUAUGUAUAUGUAUAUGUAUAUGGGUCGGGGGAGGAUGAAAUAAUAGGAAAGAGUAUGUGGGGCCAGAUGGUCGUUGGGCGGAAAUAGAAAGACGAAUCGAACAAUGUACCUAAUGUAUCUUCGCGAGGAGAUCAGAUUCUCAGCACAGUUAUUUAUUCUUACGACAAGUAACGACAAUUAUCGACGGAAUCGAUCGAUCAGUUUCGAUCUCGUCUUUUAUCCUAUUUCUAAUCUCUUGUUGCACCCUUAUUUAUUGACCCACGUGUUUUUUAUCGAACUGUCGCACUUCGAAUUAUUACAACUAACAAGUUGUCGUUAAUGUUUUUUACACGGUAGUUAAACCUUCUGUUAGACGUACGCUUUUACAAUCUAGUAAGAGAGACCACACAUUCCACUCCGUACGUGGUGCAAACUAAUUAAGUUUUUACCUAAGGUAUUUUAAGCAUAAAAUGCUCGCUUAUUUUUAUAACUAUUUAUUUUCAGAGUAAUUAUAAGUAUUCUACUAUUAGAAUUAUUCUUUCGCCACUCGAUAGAUAGAACAGAGAUCAAACGUAGAUAGUCUACCGAAACAGUAGUACACAAUAUUGGACAUUAUAAUUCGUAACGGUGUGUCUCACAGUAUAUCAUGGAAUAAAUUACGAUAAUAACUCGUUAAGUUUUGAUCGCGAUAAUUGGAAACGAUACGUAUUUCUUCUACGUACGAAGUUCCUCCAUGUUUUUCGCGGCAACGUACAAAUAACGUUUUUCUUCCGAAAUAAGUAUUGUUUAUGGCUGAAAAGAACUCUCGCGUAGCGGCACAGAGGCAAGAGGGGUUCUUCGCCUAUCCCCACUCUUAACGUUCUUAGAGACCACGUGUUUAGUCUCCUAAUAUCCGCACACUACACAAGAGAUUUCCCUUAGCUAUUAAAAAUUGUGAAUAGAAGGAUUGUAUAAAUAAGAUAUAAUUAUUUUCGAUUAUGGAAUUGAAGAGAUUGCGAUUUCAUCCUUUCGAUAGAAUUGCUUUUCUCUAUCAAUCGAAUUAAUAUGUAUGUCCAUGUUAAUAAAUAGUAGAAACGUAUUUAGAAACAAAAGUUCGUGUCGAAAUAGGCGUUCCCCUUCCACUUUGACCAAUCAGAAACCGCAUUCCUUUCGCGGUAUUUCUUUUCAGCAGUGAACAGUACGCGUCACUCGUUUCCGUGUGUAUCAGAAACCGAAGGAGAAGAAUUGUUGUCGAUUGUUUUUCCUCGGCAAAUUUUACCGCGUUUGUUUUUUUUUUUUUUUUUUCAAUUACGGAUUAUUACGUUAUAUAUAUAUAUCGCUUUAUUGCCCUUCGAUUUGGUGACAGUAUUUCAGCAAAAGAAUAUCGAUACACGCUGGUACGUACGCGUGAUACUAGGCGGAGUCAUUGAUUAAUCGCUUUUAUCGAGCACACAGUACCUUUCUACGAUUUUAUUUCUCCAAUGCUUAUCCCUGUGUACAGGUGUACUUUUACGAACACGAUACGAAUCGAAUACUAUAAUAAUAAAUAAUAAUUGCAUCGAUUGUCGAUGCGAAAAGAAAUUAUUCAAUGAUGUUUAGACGGAUUGUUGUAAUGUAUGUUGUUAAACUGGAAUGAAUAUAAAACAGGUCCGAAACACAGAUCGAGGAUCACUUAAAUAAUGAAGGGCGCUAUCUUACUGUGAUGCUGAAUAUAUAUAUAUUAUACAUAUAUACAUAAAUAUAUGUAUGUUUGUGCGUAUGUGUUUAUCUAUCUAUGUAUACACACAUGCACACAUUCGCACAUAUAUGUAUAUACACAUAAUUAUACGAUUAAUACUUGUAGUAUUAUAAUUAACGGAUGACUUGGCGCCGGUAAGGUUUCACUCUUGAGCUUGAAAUCUUGUAUUUGCGGUGCCGAAUUGUAAUUUUUAUUAUAAAAAAAAAAAAAAAAAAAAAGAAGAAGAAAAGAAAAAGAAAAAAAAAAGGCUGCAUAAACGAGAGUUACGAGAUACGAGAGAGAAAGAUUGAAAGAGAAAAACGAAAAAGAGGGAUAAAGAUCGUUGUAUUCGUAUCGCUCGCAUAUCACACAAUUGACAAACGUUUUUAAACGUUUUUUUAGAUAUCGGCGAUCAUUGACGAUUGACACUUGUUGUUACGUAUUUGUCUCCUGAAUAUGUGGCACUUUAACGAGCCGUUAUUUUUACGGUAUAUAUAUAUAUAUGCGAUUAACAAUUGUCAAAAAAAAUUGAAACGAAACAAAAUGGCGAAGGAGAGUAGCGUGCGCGUUGCAAGUAUACGCAGUUCUUGUAUGUACGAGGUGGCUGAUUUUUUUAUUAUAAUCGGAUUGUAUGUUUUUCAAAUAAGAAUACAAUUUUGUAAUUUU
Apis mellifera (honey bee) is the source of this 4985-nucleotide messenger RNA. It is a transcript of the gene Mnn1, whose product is annotated as menin. Gene Ontology annotation, biological process: negative regulation of cell cycle; negative regulation of cell population proliferation; regulation of transcription by RNA polymerase II. The coding region runs from base 268 to 2088 and encodes 606 amino acids. Gene Ontology annotation, molecular function: chromatin binding; Y-form DNA binding; transcription cis-regulatory region binding. The record is from RefSeq and is a predicted model, not a curated record. NCBI's taxonomy places the organism in Eukaryota, Metazoa, Arthropoda, Insecta, Hymenoptera, Apidae. Gene Ontology annotation, cellular component: nucleus; histone methyltransferase complex; chromatin. The transcript is spliced from 4 exons.